Xyrichtys novacula (pearly razorfish) is the source of this 620-nucleotide messenger RNA. NCBI's taxonomy places the organism in Eukaryota, Metazoa, Chordata, Actinopteri, Labriformes, Labridae. The record is from the annotation of a GenBank genome assembly.
AUGGAUGCAGAGUCUCCUCCCCCUACAGGAUCAAAUGUCGAACUCCCUCUGACAAAACACACACCCUGAGGUAUCAGCAUUAUCAAUGGGGGUGGGGGGCAGCAGUGGGCUGGCCUGUGAUUGGCUCAUGCGCGCUCUAAUUGGAUCAAGUAGGAACUUGCUUAGCUGGAUGCUUUGUGCUGGGAUCAGAGACAGGAAGAGGAAGAGAGGGAGGAGGCCACGCUCACUCUGCUAUCACUGAGAGAGGAGGAGACAGAGGAGGAGACAGAGGAGGAAAGGGGAGUAUCCCGCCCUCUGCUGCAGCCCCCUCCUCUCUGUAAGUCUUUCUCUCUUGUUCUCCUUACUCAUCUGUUUCUGCUGCCGGAGAGGAAGGGCACCUGCCGCUCCCUGAUGAUUCAGCGUUCGCUGUGUUGGACGUGCAGCAGACAGCAUGCAUCUGCAGAGCUGGGCCAUCCCGUCUUCAUCUCUUCAACUGCUGCAGCUGCAGCCGUCCCAUCACGUCCUCCCUGCCCGUCCUUCAUCCCAGCUCAGGUGAGUUGGAGCUCGUCUUCACUUUGCACCGUCUCCAACCAUUAGAGAGUCUCACCCUGGGUUUCUGUCCCGGUCUGCAGCGAAUCUGA